AUGGCCUCCACAUGUGUUGUGCAGGAACAGUCGCACGAUGCCAACACAAUUACUCUCCAGACAUUGCCUCCGAGUGAGUGCUCAAGAAUAGAUUCGUCAGAAACAUCCCACGAUGGAUUUGCGGCGCUGGAGAAGUGGAAUCAGCCUCGGAUCAAUGCAUAUCGCUCGUUUGCUACUUUCUGGAGCUUCCUGGUGAUGGGCGCGAAUGAUGCGGCAUACGGUGUAAGUGGGACAUUUCGAGAGAAUGUUUUGGAAUCUCGAAACAAUCUGUUCAAGUGGGAUUUCGCUUAUACUAUUGUGUCUCUCGUAUUUCUGUCUCCGCUGGUCGGAUAUGUUCUUGCAGCGUUCCUCAACAAUCGAAUCCACACGUCGCUUGGACAGCGCGGCCCUGCGUUGAUCGGACCAGGAUGUCACCUACUCGCCUACAUUGUCAACUGCGUCCAUCCUCCAUACCCAGUCCUCGUGAUCUCCUUCAUCUUCGCCGGGUUCGGCAACGGCUUGGAAGACGCAGCAUGGAACGCCUGGAUCGGAAACAUGGCCCAUUCAAAUGAGUUACUGGGCUUGCUGCACGGUUUAUAUGGAGUCGGAGCUGUGCUGAGCCCGUUAAUUGCCACGUCGAUGAUUGUGCACGCUGAUAUGCCCUGGUAUUACUUCUACUAUGUUAUGGUCGGCUGCGCAGCCAUCGAGCUAAUCGUUUGCGGUACCUGCUUCUGGAAAGCAACAGGCGCGAUCUUCCGACAAGCGAGAGCUGAUACUGGGGGUGAUAGCAAAAAAGGUGGAUUGAAGACAGCGCUCUUCACGCGCCCCUCUGCACGAGUCACCUGGUUGUGCGCGUUGUUCUUGCUCGGAUAUGUGGGUGUGGAGGUUGCGUUGGGUGGAUGGAUUGUCACCUUCAUGAUUCGUGUGCGAAACGGCGGUGCUUUUGCCAGUGGAAUGACGGCGACUGGGUUCUGGUUAGGUAUCACGGUCGGGAGGAUUCUGUUGGGUUUUGUGACCCCGCGAGUGGGAGAGAAGUUGGCGAUUGCAGCAUAUAUCCUGCUAUCCAUCGCCUUCGGGCUCAUCCUUUGGCUCGUGCCACAAUUCUAUGCAUCAGCGGUCGCAGUUUCACUCCAGGGCUUCUUCCUAGGCCCCCUAUUCCCCGGUGUCGUGGUGAUGAUCGCCAAACUAUUACCCCGACACUUGCAUGUCAGUUCGAUAGGAUUUGCAGCGGCAUUCGGAGGGUCCGGAGCUGCCAUUCUGCCCUUUGCAGUAGGUGCGCUGGCGCAGGCAAAGGGCGUACAAGUGUUACAGCCAUUCAUCAUAGCUCUAUCCGGAGCUAUUUUCCUCAUGUGGUUGGGACUACCGCGGGUAUCGAAAGAACAGCGGAAUGAGUGA
Penicillium cosmopolitanum is the source of this 1374-nucleotide messenger RNA. RefSeq lists its product as uncharacterized. The transcript has 4 exons. NCBI's taxonomy places the organism in Eukaryota, Fungi, Ascomycota, Eurotiomycetes, Eurotiales, Aspergillaceae. Gene Ontology annotation, biological process: transmembrane transport. Gene Ontology annotation, molecular function: transmembrane transporter activity. Gene Ontology annotation, cellular component: membrane. The coding region runs from base 1 to 1374 and encodes 457 amino acids. The record is from RefSeq and is a predicted model, not a curated record.